AUGAAUAAGAUAAAGAGCAAGUUACAUCGGGCACAUUCUACCCAGGAGGCGAACAGCCUUUCUGUGAUGCUCCGAGACUCCAUGUAUCUCGCAUGGCCAGCUGCAAGUUUUGCUGAGGACAACUCGAGCGAGGCCAAGAAGAGACUACUCCGUCAAAUGACGGUACAGGCACAUGAUGUAGGUGUCACGGUGACGGUACAGACACAUGAUGUAGGUGUCACAGUGACGUUACAGACACAUGAUGUAGGUGUCACAGUGACGGCACAGACACUUGAUGUGGGUGUCACAGUGACGGUACAGACAUUUGAUGUGGGUGUCACAGUGACGGUACAGACAUAUGAUAUAGGUGUCACAGUGACGGUACAGACAUAUGAUAUAGGUGUCACAGUGACGGUAAAGACAUAUGAUGUGGAUGUAGUGACACGAGUUACUGAUCUAUGUAUCAUGACGGUACAGGCACAUGAUGUAGUUGUCACGGUGACGGUACAGACACAUGACGUAGGUGUCACAGUGACGGUACAGACACAUGAUGUAGGUGUCACAGUGACGGCACAGACACUUGAUGUGGGUGUCACAGUGACGGUACAGACACAUGAUGUAGGUGUCACAGUGACGGUACAGACACAUGAUACUUAUGAUGUAGGUGUCACAGUGAAGGUACAGACACAUGAUGUAGGUGUCACAGUGACGGUACAGACAUGUGAUGUAGGUGUCACAGUGACGGUACAGACACAUGAUGUAGGUGUCACAGUGAGAGUACAGACACAUGAUGCAGGUGUCACAGUGACGUUACAGACACAUGAUGUAGGUGUCACAGUGAGAGUACAGACACAUGAUGCAGGUGUCACAGUGACGUUACAGACACAUGAUGUAGGUGUCACAGUUACGUUACAGACUUAUGAUGUAGGUGUCACAGUGAAG
Molecule: messenger RNA, 921 nt
Organism: Mizuhopecten yessoensis (Yesso scallop)
Lineage: Eukaryota; Metazoa; Mollusca; Bivalvia; Pectinida; Pectinidae
Exons: 4
Source: RefSeq, a predicted model, not a curated record